GCCGCCACUAACCUUACCCAUUGAUAGUGUCCACUACCAGAAUCUCACAUAUCCCGCCGUUAGUUUUAACGCCGCAAUCUCUUUUGUCACUUUAAGGAAAGCAAAGAUCUUUAUAGCGAGGAAGAGUUGUUUUUGUUGCUGCUUUUGUUAGGGUUUGUUUAUAGCUAGGGUUUGUUUUAAUGGACGAGAGUUUACUUGACGACAUAAUACGGCGGUUAGUGGAAGCGAAGAAUGGGAGGACGACGAAACAAGUUCAUUUGACUGAGGCGGAAAUCAGGCAGCUUUGUUUGGCUUCUAAGGAGGUUUUUCUUAGUCAGCCAAAUCUUCUCGAGCUUGAAGCACCUAUUAAGAUCUGUGGUGAUGUUCAUGGUCAGUUCUCGGAUCUUCUACGAUUGUUUGAGUAUGGUGGUUACCCACCUGAGGCAAAUUAUUUAUUCCUGGGGGACUAUGUUGAUCGUGGCAAACAGAGCAUAGAGACGAUAUGCCUCCUCCUUGCGUACAAGAUCAAAUACAAGGAGAACUUCUUCCUUCUGAGGGGCAACCAUGAAUGUGCUUCCAUCAACCGUAUAUAUGGGUUUUAUGAUGAGUGCAAGAGGAGGUUUAAUGUUCGUGUCUGGAAGACAUUCACUGACUGCUUUAAUUGUCUGCCUGUGGCUGCUCUUAUAGACGAAAAGAUCCUUUGCAUGCAUGGUGGAUUGUCUCCUGAGUUGAAGAACUUGGAUCAGAUCAGGAAUCUUGCUCGCCCUAUUGAUGUGCCAGAUCGUGGUCUUUUAUGUGAUCUAUUGUGGGCUGACCCGGAUAAAGAUAUGGAAGGCUGGGGAGAGAAUGACAGGGGUGUGUCAUACACAUUUGGGGCUGACAAGGUUGUUGAAUUUCUUCGGAAACAGGACCUUGAUCUUGUUUGCCGAGCUCAUCAGGUUGUUGAAGAUGGUUAUGAGUUUUUUGCAAAGCGACAGCUGGUCACAAUAUUCUCUGCACCAAAUUACUGUGGUGAGUUCGACAAUGCUGGUGCCAUGAUGAGUGUUGAUGAUACUUUGACUUGUUCCUUUCAAAUCCUUAGAGCCUCUGAGAAGAAAGGCAAAGCCGGAUUUGGCAACAACAUUUUGAGACCAGGAACUCCACCUCACAAGGGGAAGAGUUGAUUGAUUGCACAGCAUUAAAAAUCUGAAGUGGAAUGUAGCAAAUGGUGUUGGUUUGCUCUGUCUUGUGCAAGUCAUUCUGGCCAGAAUCACCUUCUUUAUGGUUAGGCAUAAUCACUGUAACUUUUGAGUCCACUUAUGGCACAAAAGAUAAAAUGUGAAGGCAUAAGUUCCUGCACCUUCUGAAAGAAACCCUAGGCGCCUGUGCAAGAUGAACGUGGAGACAUUAUGCUAUUGAACCUUGUUAAAGGAGUUGAUGCAGCUGUUCUCCUUGAAAUAAAGUUAUGUUUUAAUUGAUGUAAAAUGGGACCUUCGUGACAAUACUUCCUUUUCAGUUGCUUUCAAUUAGGGCAAAACACUUUAAUU
Populus euphratica (Euphrates poplar) is the source of this 1505-nucleotide messenger RNA. Its product is annotated as serine/threonine-protein phosphatase PP1. Bases 180 to 1142 code for a protein of 320 amino acids. Lineage: Eukaryota; Viridiplantae; Streptophyta; Magnoliopsida; Malpighiales; Salicaceae. The record is from RefSeq and is a predicted model, not a curated record. Gene Ontology annotation, cellular component: cytoplasm; nucleus. The transcript has 4 exons. Gene Ontology annotation, molecular function: protein serine/threonine phosphatase activity.